CAAUGCUCUUACGUCUGCUUACAAGAUAAUCUAAUUUCAAAUCUAGCAGUGAACUCCAAGCCUCAAAAAUUGGCUUUCAUUACAUGCAACCUCUAAACAAAAGCAUAUAUAUAUAUGAGAAACAAGAACACUCAUUUGCUUAACAAAAGCAAAACCAAGAUGAAUUCCUUCUUCCUCUUUUGCAUGAUCUUGUGUGCUUGCACCAAAAUCUGUUUGGUAUAUUGCGAUAAUCUCCAGGAUACUUGUCCAGCAGCUACAGGCAAACAGUCUAUCUUCAUCAAUGGUUUGCCUUGCAAGAACCCAGCCACCGUCACUCCAUCAGAUUUCAAGUCAACAAAACUGAGUAGCCGUGGCGACACAGACAACUUCUUCCGAUCCUCAACGACCAUUGUCACUGCCGCAGAUUUCCCUGGCCUCAACACCCUUGGCCUCUCAAUUGCCAGGACAGACCUUGAUGUGGAUGGUUUGGUAUUGCCACAAUCCCACCCAAGAGCCUCUGAGUUGUUCUUUGUCAGUGCAGGUGUGGUGAUUGCCGGAUUUGUUGACUCCAAAAACCAACUGUUUCAGAAGAUUCUCAAGGAAGGAGACGUGUUCGUGCUUCCUCGCGGUCUGCUUCACUUCUGCGUGAAUGCUGGCAAUGAGGCUGCUACCAUUUUCUCAGUACUCAGUAGCCAGAAUCCAGGGGAGGUGAGUGUAGCUGGUGCAAUGUUCGAGUCUGAUCCAGAUAUGAUAAACAAGCUAGUGAGCAAAACAAAAUCUCUUGUUAAUGGCUUGGAAAAUGCCACUCUAUUCGGAUUUAAUUAGAUUAUCAAGUCGACACAAUGAGAAACUAAUACAUAUAAUGCAUCUUUAUCUUGUUUAAAGUUGUUGAUGAUGGUUUUAAUUUCCAGCAUUUGUGUACACAUUCUUGAAGGGAAAAAAAAAAAUCGAAUUAAGCUCUGUUUAAUUUGAAAAG
Molecule: messenger RNA, 955 nt
Organism: Hevea brasiliensis (rubber tree)
Lineage: Eukaryota; Viridiplantae; Streptophyta; Magnoliopsida; Malpighiales; Euphorbiaceae
Product: germin-like protein subfamily 3 member 4
Exons: 1
Coding region: 115-804 (229 amino acids)
Cellular component (GO): cell wall
Molecular function (GO): manganese ion binding
Source: RefSeq, a predicted model, not a curated record